UCCUACCGGUCUCCCUUUCUUCGAAGGCGCCCUCCUCACGCCUCUUUGUGAGGGGGAGACUACGCGAGAGCUCUCUCACCUCUUUCCCCGUACCCAUCUCUCUCUCUCUCUCUCUCUCUCUCUCGGUCUCUCUCUCGUGUCUUGUGUCCUUUAGUGGGUGAGCUGAAGCCAUCCCCGGUGCUUUGACUUAGUCUUCGGUCUUUGAUUACAGCAUGGAUGCCCGUCGCUUGUCGAUCCCAGAGCAUUCUGUGCUUUGAGAAUUGUCGAAGAUCUCAAGGAAAGUGGAGUUCUCGGGUCUUCGCUAAAAUAAUUGGAGAAGUAUGACUGCGAGAGCUGGAUAUGUUCUAUGGACUAUGGCAUAAGUAGUAGGUUUUGGUUCGUCAGAGCCCGGAAUAAGCUAGCAGAAUGGCGAGUUAUCUGAAGAACCAAUCAUUCAGUUUUUCGAAUUAAAAAUAAUCCUGAGAAGAUGACCUACAUAAAAGAAAUGAUUUCCCUUGAAGAAGCCUAAGAACUGGGUUUGAAUUCAGUAUCAGAAAGUGAAUUGUGAAGCAAGUUUUGGAUUCAAUUUCCUUCUGCACUUUGUUGUGUUUGUAUAUUUUGGUCAUGUUAUUCAGAAGAAAUAUCAGGGGACCUUUAUACUGCUGCCAUGAAGUGUUUUCCUUUUCCAAAUGGACUUAAGAAGAGUGAGAUCCUUUCCACAUUCUCUGCAUCAGCACGGUCUAACAGUACCACGUCGACUGACCGUGAUGUGAGGAGAUCAGGGUCUGAGUUCAACUCUUGGAAUGUUUCAGACAUGAGCGCUGACUCCCUUGGGAGGUGUCAGUACCCUAGCUUCUCCCAGAGGCCAAGUGAUCUUAGGGUGUUUACAUUUUCAGAAUUAAGGACUGCUACAAGGAAUUUCAGCCGUUCACUGAUGGUCGGUGAAGGUGGAUUUGGAUGUGUUUACAGGGGCACAAUUAAGAGCUCUGAAGAUCCAAAUAUGAGGCUCGAGAUUGCUGUUAAACAACUAAAUCGCAAAGGGCUGCAGGGGCACAAAGAAUGGUUGACAGAAGUGAAUGUUCUUGGGGUAGUUGAACAUCCAAAUCUUGUCAAAUUAGUAGGCUAUUGUGCUGAUGAUGAUGAAAGAGGAAUACAAAGACUUCUUGUAUAUGAAUAUAUGCCUAACAAAAGUGUAGAGGAUCAUUUGUCACCUCGAUCAACUACAACUCUUACAUGGCCUAUGCGGUUAAAAGUAGCGAUUGAUGCGGCUCGCGGCUUGAAGUACUUGCAUGAAGAUAUGGAUUUUCAGAUCAUUUUUCGAGAUUUCAAAACAUCCAACAUUCUCUUGGAUGAGCACUGGAAUGCAAAAUUGUCUGACUUUGGCUUGGCUAGACAUGGACCAUCAGAAGGAUUAAGUCAUGUUUCAACAGCGGUUGUAGGAACUGCUGGCUAUGCAGCUCCGGAAUACAUGCGAACCGGUCAUCUCACUGCCAAGAGUGACGUAUGGAGCUAUGGUGUUGUCCUUUAUGAGCUUAUUACAGGUCGUCGCCCACUUGAUAGAAACCGCCCAAAAAGUGAGCAGAAACUUUUGGAAUGGGUCAAGCCCUACAUAUCUGAUGUCAAGAAGUUCCGACUUAUCCUAGAUCCAAGGCUAGAAGGACAGUAUUCCUUGAAAUCUGCAACCAAGCUUGGCUCUGUGGCAAAUAGAUGCCUAGUGAGAAAUCCCAAGUCUAGGCCCAAGAUGAGCGAGGUGUUGGAGAUGGUGCAAAGGAUUGUAGAAAGCAUGGAGACUGGAGCUCCGCAACCUCCCCUGAAAAGUUCCAUUUCAGAAGAAGAAACUUCAGGAACAAGGAAAAAGAGAGGAUUAAACCUAAAGAGAAGGAUUGUGGAUUGGAAAAUGGGAGAAGGAAUGCGGUUGGUGUGGCAGGGAUGGACUCCGAAACUUGUCAGGACACAUUGAUGAAAGUGGUGAUAACGAUGAUGAAAAAGUAUAUAUCUUGUAUGAUGCAUUUGUGUGUGCUCGAAUUUAGUAGUUAGUUCCUGUUAUUGGGAAUUAUCAUGGUUAUCCAAUAGGUGAAAGUGAGGGAAUUAGCGGCGGCAAAUUUGGAGGUUGUAACAGUGGCACCUCCUGCCUCCUUAAUUCCAUUAAAAAAAUGUUGGAGUUUGUAACAUGCAAACAUCGUGCUUAACCAAGUACAUUUUGUAUUCUUCUUUUCUAAUGAUAAUAUUGAGAAUGGUCGAUCUCAUUGACGUGCUUUCAUCCUUCA
This is a messenger RNA of Elaeis guineensis (African oil palm), 2246 nucleotides long. Its product is annotated as serine/threonine-protein kinase PCRK1. Gene Ontology annotation, biological process: protein phosphorylation. Gene Ontology annotation, molecular function: ATP binding; protein kinase activity. The record is from RefSeq and is a predicted model, not a curated record. NCBI's taxonomy places the organism in Eukaryota, Viridiplantae, Streptophyta, Magnoliopsida, Arecales, Arecaceae.